UAUACCCAUUACCAUGUCAAACCACAGAAAUGAAACUGUUCCUCUGACAACUACCUGAUGAAGUGCUGCUGACCGAGCAGUUUGGAUCGCUGGAGUGUCGUUCAGAGGCUUGUUAGAGAGCAAGCCACAACAACAACAACAACAACAACAUGUUUGGGAAAAAGAAGAGAGCUCCGCAGCCCAGAGGCCAGGGCGCUGCUGCGGCCAAGCAGAUGGGUCUGUUUGUAGAGCUGGACCCUGAGGAGAUGAUGAUGGGCAUGGAGGGGGAUCUGGACGACCCAGACCUGGAGGCUGAACUUGCUGCCAUCACUGGAAAUAAAGCUGCAGCUGGAGGAAGAGCAAAGCCGAAGGGGAAAAGCCCGCUGCCAAUGGACGACAUCGCAAGAAUGGCUGACGAGUGCAUGAGAGAUGUGGAUGAGGAUGAAGAUGACAAUAACCUGGAGGAUGAUGAAGAUUUAUUGGCAGAGCUACAGGAAGUGGUGGGUGAGGAGGAAACUGAAGAUGCUGCAACAGUCUCCUCCACAUCCUCUGUCACGGCUGAAUCUUUUCAGGCUGAAACACCAGAGUCGCCAGAGACGCAGCAGCAGGAAGUAAAGGUCUCCUCAGCAGCUCCUGGUAGCCUCCAACACACCCUGGAGGAGAGAGUUAUCAUGUACAAGACGGCUUUACAAAACGCCAAGGCUGCAGGGGAGACCUCCAAAGCCCGGAGAUACGACCGCGGGGUGAAGACUCUGCAGACGAUGUUAGCUGCCGUUAAAAAAGGGCGACCCGUGAGCGAGGCAGAGAUCCCGCCUCCUGUCGCCACUGGUGCUUCCUCUCAUCCUGCUGUUCCUCAUCGGCCUGCGCCCCCUGUCCCCUCGCCUCCUGAACCCACUCCAUCAGAUCUGCAGGAGGAGGCCACAACACCGCCGCCUGCUAUACCGGAGAUCGUCACCCCCACCAGUGAAGAGGAGCAUUCCUCUGCCACCGUGCCCACGCUGAGCGCCGUCUCAUCUCCAGAGGAGCUUCACACCGGCCCGACAGCUGACAACGAGGCAACCAAGACGUUGCUCUUGGAGAGGCAGAGAGAAUACAAGAUGGCAGCUCUGAGAGCAAAGAAGCAGGGAGACUUGGACCAAGCCAGGCUUUACUUCAGAACCAGCAAGAGGUUUGAUGCUGUGAUUGAGGCGUUGGAGAAAGGACAAGCAGUCGACCUGAGUGGCCUUCCUCCUUCUCCAGUGGAGGGAGUGAGCUCUGCUCCAGUGAAAGAACCUCCCUCUGGGCAAAACAUAGAAGUCACCCAACCAGUUACAGCAGCUCCAGCUGCCCCCCCUUCAGCCCCUGCAGCUCCUAAAGACGUGAUGGAGGCUCUCGAGCAGAGACGGGCCAAGUAUGUGGAGGCGUCCAAUCAGGCAAAAGCCGCCGGAGAAGACCGCAAGGCCCGAAUGCACGACCGCAUCGCCAAGCAAUACCAGAGCGCCAUCCGAGCUCACAAAGCAGGAAAAGCGGUCAACUUUGAGGAGCUGCCGGUUCCUCCUGGUUUUCCUCCGAUCCCGGGCCAGAAGGCGACCGGAGCGGAGCAGGGAUUCAUCGCAGCUCUGGAAGCAGCCGAUAAGCUCUCCUCCACUGAUGUCACCCAAAUAGCAGAUGAAGAAGAAGAUGAGGAGAAGGAAGAGGAGUCUAAGUCUGCUGUCCAAGAAGAGCGAAAGAAGCCCGCAUUAGACGUCCCCACUGCAGGACAAGGACGGAAAAGGACUCCGUCAGCUUCACCGGACAGAACAGCCGCCAGGGAAGGACUCUCACCUACAGCUGUUCAGCACCUGGAGUUCCUGGAGGGCAGGAAGAAGCAGUACAUGAAGGCGGCUCUGCAGGCGAAGCAGAAGAACGACAUGGAGCAGGCCAAGAGCUUCCUCCGCACCGCCAAGGGCCUCGACCCCAUGAUCGAGGCGGCACGCAGCGGCAAGACUGUGGACAUCAGCACGGUGCCGUCGCCCCCUGGUGACGAAGACGAAGACUUCAUCCUGGUUCAUCACAGCGACGUGCAGAUCUCAGAGAAAGCAGAGCAGCUUUACUCACAGCUGGCCAAGAUCCUCAAAGAGCAACACGAGAAAUGUAUGACUCACUCUAAGCAGUUCACACACCUGGGGAACGUCAACGAAACAACAAAGUUCGAGAAGAUGGCGGAGAGCUGUAAGAAGAGUCUGGAGGUCCUGAAGCUGGCUCAGUCCAGAGGUCUGCCUCCUCCCAAACAUCACUUUGAGGAGAGAUCGUUUCACACCGUCAGGAUAUUUCCAGACCUGAGCAGCACUGACAUGGUUGUUAUCAUCGUCAAAGGGAUGAAUCUUCCUGCUCCUAGUGGAAUCCAAACAAACGAUCUGGAUGCAUACGUUAAGUUCGACUUCCCCUACCCCAGCACGGAGCAGCCGCAGAAACACAAAACAGCUGUCAUCAAGAACACUAACUGCCCAGAAUAUAACCAGAGCUUCACCCUGUCAAUCAACCGGAACCACCGGGGCUUCAGGAGGGUGGUGACGUCAAAAGGCCUCAAACUGGAGCUGCUGCACAAAGGCGGUUUCUUGCGGAGCGACAAGCCGAUCGGGGCGGCGCUGGUGAAGCUGGAAAAACUGGAGUCACAGAGUGAAAUCAGGGAGAUCGUAGAGGUGAUGGAUGGCCGUAAACCCACAGGGGGUCGUGUUGAGGUGAAGAUCCGGCUGCGGGAGCCUCUGAGCGGACAGGACAUGCAGACGAGCACCGAGCGCUGGCUGGUGAUCGACUAGUCACAGAUGCUGCUGCAAGAUUCAAGAUGAUUCACAAGAUAAAGAUUAAAGGCACUCAAUCAAAAACACUCGGAGGAGGACGGAGUUUAGGAUGCGACGAGGACGGUCUGCUGUUCGGAGUCGACUCGGACAUACACGGGUCUUUGACUUGUUAAAAACUUUUGCACAUUUGCAAGACACACGAGCUCCCUUUCACACUGCAGUCCACCAGGAGGAGACACAGAGCUGGUUUAUGGUCGGUCAGCUGGUCUGUCUUCAGUCUGACACCAGCUGAUGGACACAGACUUGUUGGGUUGCUCUCUUGUUUGUGUCAUCGCUGGUGAUUCACACAGACUGAAUGCAGAUAGAAGCUCGUGAUGCACCAGAGCAGACUUGCAGUCAACAAGGUGAAACCUCCUUAAAUCAAGUCUCCUCGUGCAUCACUCCAUCUCCUGGAGGACGGCAGGCAGCGUGUCCUCUGCUGAGGGGCUCAGUGUGGCGCUAACCUGAUCCUGCUGCCCGACAUGACUUUAGUUAAUAUAUCAAAGAAUGUGUACAUAUUCCUCAUAUUAUUACAGCUCUGGUAUCUAGAACUGCACCUAUGCACUAAUACCAAAGUAAUCACUGUUGCUGUAAAAUCCUGCAUAUUUGAAAUCGCCUUUUAGCUGCCAAACCUGUAACGAUGACACAAAAGCUUAAAGGGAUCGUUUGGAUUUAUUGAAGUGUGGUUGAAUGAGGUACUUAUCCAUAGUCGGUGUAUUACCUCCAGUAGAUGGCGCUCCCAGUUUGGAGAAGCAGGCAGGAGUACAGACACAAGCUGAGAAAAACCUGCAUCAGUUAAGUGUACGCUAUCUUAAGAAUAUUUUAUCUUUCUGUUUGUUUACGUGGGAGGAAGUGAAGCUGUUAUCUACGCUCUCUUCAAAACCACCAGACUCCUUUGACAAAAACAGCAAUUUUACUUUACAGAACACAGGAGUUGCUGGUCUACCGCUGCCUCCAUCAGCCAGUUUGUUUGUGUUAUUGUGUGACUUUGGUGAUUGGAAACUAACAAUUUAAAGCACAAAAAUCACACAAUAACACAAACAAACUCAACAAAUGAGGCAGCGGUGACCAGCAACUCUAAUGCCGUGUGAGGUGAGUACCUGAUACAACCCACUUAGAAAAAUCCACAUUAUCCCUUUAAUGUAUGACGGGACUGUUUUUAUUAUUUAUCCCACACAAUUCAUCUGGUGUUCAGUGUGAGGCAGAUGCAGCACUUCUCAUACGUGUUUUAAAGGAGUAAGCCAAGAAAUGAUACUGUAGGUACAAUAUAUAUAUAUAUAUAUAUAUAUACACAUUAUUAUUUUGAAGACCAUACUCCCUUUUUGGCACCUUUUCACUUUAAUUAGAAAGUCAUUUAACUGUGGUCACUAAACUGCACCCUCACUUAUCUGUGGCUUUAGGUGUGUUAGAUUUAUUCUCGUUUACACUUAAUAGCUUGAAUCUGUUUAAAAAACACAA
Centropristis striata (black sea bass) is the source of this 4235-nucleotide messenger RNA. It is a transcript of the gene cc2d1b, whose product is annotated as coiled-coil and C2 domain containing 1B. NCBI's taxonomy places the organism in Eukaryota, Metazoa, Chordata, Actinopteri, Perciformes, Serranidae. The record is from RefSeq and is a predicted model, not a curated record. Gene Ontology annotation, cellular component: nucleus. Gene Ontology annotation, biological process: regulation of transcription by RNA polymerase II. Bases 150 to 2756 code for a protein of 868 amino acids. Gene Ontology annotation, molecular function: RNA polymerase II cis-regulatory region sequence-specific DNA binding; DNA-binding transcription repressor activity, RNA polymerase II-specific. The transcript is spliced from 26 exons.